AUGACCCGAAACCGCUUCAUCAUCGGUGGACCCGCUCCGUGGCCCGCAUUCACAGCCGUGAACGAUUCUAUCCGUGGUGGAAGCUCGACCUCGUCCUUCGCGGUCAACCACGAAACGAAUGUCGCGACGUUCGCGGGUCACCUUGACUACACCACUCUCGGAGGAGCCGGCUUCGCCUCCCAGUCAACGACCUUCGAGCCCUCCCGCCUCUCGCUCCCCCGCUCUACUACCUCCGGCCUCUUCCUCACCUUCCUCCCGCCUCUUUCUCCUCCUUCGCACAAGACACCGACGAAGUUCACUCUCAAUAUCAAGGACAGUAAGCCGGAGCGAAGACCGGACGGGCGGAGGGAGAGCGUGACUGUCUAUGAGUUCGAGGUCGACGUUGAGGAGUACCGGGACGACGGGCUAUUUGACGAGAAGGUAGAUGCAGAUGUCGAGAAGGGAGAGGGGAAGGCGAGGAGGAGCGUGACGGUGUUGGCCAAGUGGGACGACUUCAAGCCUUUUUACCGCGGCAAGCCCAAGGAGGAUGCGGCGCCGCUUGACCCCUCAGCCAUCUACGAGCUCAGCUUCAUGUGCCGCUCCAACUUCGGCCAACAGCAAGGCGACUUCUCGCUCGACAUUGUCUCGCUCUCGGCCGCUCCCGCUCACUCAACAAGCAGCAAUUGGUUUCGAACCGUCUGUCAGACUGUGAGCGGGUGGUGGAGCAGGCUGGUGGGCGCGGUGUUGAGUUUGUUCGGGCGCGAGAGUCGAGACGGAGCGGUGCGGCUUGAGUAG
Rhodotorula toruloides NP11 is the source of this 774-nucleotide messenger RNA. RefSeq names its product NADH:ubiquinone oxidoreductase intermediate-associated protein 30. NCBI's taxonomy places the organism in Eukaryota, Fungi, Basidiomycota, Microbotryomycetes, Sporidiobolales, Sporidiobolaceae. The record is from RefSeq and is a predicted model, not a curated record. Bases 1 to 774 code for a protein of 257 amino acids. Gene Ontology annotation, biological process: NADH dehydrogenase complex assembly. The transcript is spliced from 3 exons.